UGCAAGUAAGACAUCACAAAGACGAGAGAUUUCAAGACGCGGAGAACAGAGAGAGAAGAAACAUAUACCUCAAAGGCGCAAAACACACACCAAAGAAGAAGAACACAAUAUGGUGUCUCAAAAGCUGGAGAUUUGCAUCGAGUUAGUGAAGUUUGCCGUCGUUUUUGUAGCCACCGUGGCUGAAUCAGUAGAAAAGGCUUUCCGUAAGCCUUUGCCGGCGCUUCCGGCAGCUCAUGAUGGUAGUCGGAAUAGUUACUCGGCCGUUCCCAUUCCUCUUGUUGGAUUCAUGUGAUGAGCUUUUUUUGUUUGUUUAUUUUAUUUUUCUUCUCUUUUUGGUUUUUGGCCUCGUUAAAGUUAGGAGUGGCGUUUUUGGAAGUUGUUGAUAUGUGUAUAAGCAUAAUCAUAGUAAUCAUGAAGAGUUGCAGAUGAAUCAAACCGUCGAACUUUACCAAAAAAUUUGAGCAUUAAUCGCUUUAACUUUCUUUAAGAUCCUUUGAAGAUACUACUAAUCUGCAACUUUGAAAAAUUGUAAAUUACAAAUAUAUUCGAUAACUUAUUAUAUUUAGUAAGCCAUCCAGUAUUUGUUUUCUAUUAUUGACAAUUUUUAAAAAUUCUUCACCUGUUGCAGAGAGAAUAGUUAGUCUUACAACCAGGUGGUGGUGGUUUCCACUAGAGAAGGAGUUGCCCUGUUGGUCAACGCCAGUAAUCGAUUCUCUUCUAGUACGAAAUUAUUAGCUCCACAUGUAGCCACGCGGAUAUGGACCCAUGCUUACGGUUCAUUUGAAUAUCCGGGAGAUGAUCCAUCCGUGUGUUGCAGCUCCCACCCGGGGGUGAGAUCUAUAGUUGCGAAAAAAGAAAGUCUUACACGGAAAGAAUUACUACCACUUUCUAGGGAGAAACAAUGCCUGAAAAUAGCUAGUGAGGUGUGUGAAUUAAGUUAGUUGGUUUCUGAAAAGAGUUAUGUCAAACUCUUAGAAGUGGAUUUGAAUUGUGGGAUUCUUGACACGACACGAAUUCAGGUCUCAGAUAAAAUAUGUAACCAUGUUCAUGUUCAUCCAAUCUAGUUUGGUGAAGUUAAGUUUCAGUUUAUAUAACGAAAAAUUGGUUUCAUUUAGUUUUCCGGAAUUUAAAGCGAAUGUAUCCUAAUUAAUUAAUAAAUUUCGAUUUAUUGUUUUUAUCCUUCUCAGGAUUCAUAAUGUAAAGUGUUCAACUUAAUUUGAUUAGUUUUUUGAAAAUA
Messenger RNA from Brassica oleracea var. oleracea, 1237 nucleotides. RefSeq lists its product as uncharacterized. NCBI's taxonomy places the organism in Eukaryota, Viridiplantae, Streptophyta, Magnoliopsida, Brassicales, Brassicaceae. The record is from RefSeq and is a predicted model, not a curated record. The transcript has a single exon. Bases 110 to 292 code for a protein of 60 amino acids.